Messenger RNA from Penaeus vannamei (Pacific white shrimp), 603 nucleotides. NCBI's taxonomy places the organism in Eukaryota, Metazoa, Arthropoda, Malacostraca, Decapoda, Penaeidae. The record is from RefSeq and is a predicted model, not a curated record.
AUGUGGGGAAUUGGUGGGGGUGCGUCGUUGAGACUGGAUGUAAUAGGUGUAGGAAAAUUGGAGCGUGUUGACAGGAUCAUUGGGAGCAGUUAUUCCCCAAUCCGUAAAACACCAAACCCAAAUUUCCAAACUCCCAAUACCAACCCCAAUCCCCAAAUACCAAUCCCCAUUCCUAAACUCCCGAUCCUAAUCAUUAAACCCAAUCCCGAAUCUCUAAAGCCCAACCUCAAUCCUGAACCCAAUCCCAAUCCCAAAUUCUCAUUACCAACCCCAAUCCCCAAUCCUAAACUCCCGAUACUAAUCCUCUUUCCCAAUACCCAAUUCCCAAACACUCCCAAUCCCCAAUCCCAAUUCAAAUACACAAACCCCAGUCCCAAUCCCAAACUCCUAAUACCAAUCCCCAAUCCUAAUUCAAAUACCCAAAUUCCCAAAUACCCAAACUCAUCCCCCUUCCCCACUCCACACGAGAGACUCCGUGACGAGACUCCGAUCACAGAGAUUCCUAAACGGUUCCGUAAGCUGCAUCUUGAAGACAUUGAAGAACCUCUGCAGUUUUUUCUCAAAGCUUCUCGCGGGAGAGACCAAGAGAGAACAAGAUUUUGA